GCAGCAGAAACAUCGCAGACCGGCUGAAAAUGUUGUGCCGCUGCAAAAAGUAGGCUGCUCUUCCGCCCUCUUCCGCUCCUGUUCUCUCUCUCUCGCAAUCAACUCAGUUUCUCCGUGUCUUGUCUGGCCCCGCAAUAUCCUUUCUAAACAAUGCAUUCCGAUGAAGACCAGGAAAAGUGGACAGCCAGCACUUCCGCCCCGGCCGACUCCCAGCAACGGGCCCGUCGCAGAUCCGUGGCCAGCGGCGACCGCGUCCCCAGAGCCUGUGACAAUUGCUCAAAGUCAAAGUCAAAGUGCCUCCUGAAGCCAGAGUCCUCCUCCUGCGAGAACUGCAACUUCCUCAACGUCCCAUGCACCUUUGCCCGUGAAGUCAGAAAACGGGGGCCACCAAAGGGCUACGCCCUCGCACUCGAAAACAGGCUCUCGUCUCUCGAGGAUCUCAUGGGCGAGCUUAGAGGCGACCGGGGGAGCGUCCCCGCCCCCCACCGGGCUAAAAAACGCGCUCUCUCUACCGACGAUACCUCCAGUGAAUCCAUCUCAAACCACAGCAUCACUCCCCCCACUUCCAAUGUCGCUACCUCAACUACCACCACCGCAACAACAACGUUUGCUUCUGCGCCUGAUCUAGCAUCUACCCCUUCAGAAAAUCAAAAGACAAUCGUCGGCCACCUAUCAAUCGACGAGAACCUGACCAUGCGCUAUCAUGGACCUACCUCCGGUCUCCACCUCAUGACCUUCUCAAAGAUCUACUCGAGUCCAUUCUGGCACUUUCCGAAUCCCGGAUUCUGGCCGAGAACCAAAAAGAUGAUUGUCCGCACCGAGGAAGAAAUCGUCAAGGCUGCUGAUGAAACAAUGGGUGGUGUACUGCCGAAUCUGGAAAUGCAAGACAAACUACUAGAUGCCUACUGGACAAACAUCCAUCCAUGCUUCCCCGUCAUACACAAAUCGUUCUUCCUCUCGCAACUCGCCAACGAUCGACUUGGUCUAGCACGGUCCGGUACAUCCGCUCUCGAACAAAUCAAGCGACGGAUACCCCAAGUAUUUUUACUCUCUAUAUUCGCCCUUGCGGCUCGAUUUGUCGAGCAUGAUUCGGAUCCAGAGACAGGCUACAGCGACCCGGGCGACCCAUAUGCUUCCAAAGCCGAGUAUCUGCUCGCACAGCAUAAGCAGAGCUCAAUCAACAUCUGCAUGGCAUCUCUGCUCAUGGGCUAUCGUGAACUUGGAACCGGCGGCUCGAUAAGCUGGACCUACAUUGGAAACGCAGUACGAAUGGCCCAGGAUCUGGGUCUGCAUCGGGACCCGUCUGUCUGGAAAACUAUCCUGCCGUUUACAAACAUGAGCGAUGAUGAGAUGCAGAUCCGCAGACUAGUCUGGUGGGGUGUCUAUACUGCUGACCAGUACAUCUCUGCCUGGCAAGGACGGCCGUGUGGGAUCCACAAGUCCGAUUUCGACACCGAGCUUCCAAAAGAGUGGCCGGUAGACGACGAAUCAGCAAAGUGUUUUCUUAACGUCAUCAAGUUGUCACAAAUUCAAAAUGAUAUUCACCAAGCCUUCUAUGCCGUAUCAUGUCCCGAUACUGACGAGGGAGAGCGUCUGACCGUGCUGGACCGCCGGCUAUCUGAAUGGGAGCAUGAGCUUCCCGAUCAACUCAAGAUAAUGGGUGACCCAGACAAGAAGAUCUCUGUCCCCGUCGCAUCUAUGCACGCUCAAUUCUGGACGUGCAAGAUUCUUCUGCAUCGUCCGUUUGUCAAACCGACUAAAGGAAUGGAGAUCAGCUCGUCUCACCUGGUUGCUACCUCGGCCGCGAUCGCAAUCUCAAACAUUGCACACAAGGUCUGCUCAGACCACGGCUCGAGACCGUCGACUCCGUUCAUGAACUACUACUGCUUUACGGCAACGAUCAUGCACAUCUUCAAUCGCCGAAAUUUCCCGUUGCUGUUCUCUGAACUAUCGCUGACUCAGUGUGCGAAUGAUUUAAAGUCUAUGGCAACAGUAUGGCCGUCAGCGCGACGAACUCUUCAGAUCAUCUUCAACAUGGGUCAGGCUACUUCAGCAGGUUUCGGCGCUGCAACGCAAAAUUCGGAAACCAACAAAACCAACACGACUACGGAAAACGGCAAGACAAACUAUAGCACAACCACUCCGCUAGCAAGCAGCACCAACGAAGCGACAAUCGGCACAGAAGGAGCAAGUGCUCAGACUUACGGCCAAGGGGCGAUGUUUGAAAAUCUGGGGUUCUCAGCCGAGCAGGCUGCCGAAACGAUAAAAAAUCUGAUGGGCGAGGAGUUUUCUGGGUUGCCGGACCUCUGGGAUUUCACCGCUGAUCUUGCGUAUCCGUUCGAUGAGACAAAGCCAUUUAAUUAUUCGUCGGGGUUUUAGUAAUCACAAUAUGUUUUUCAAUGUGCUGUAUAGCAGAUUUAUAGAGUAGAUAGAGGGUAUAGAGGUGGGGUUGAAUGAAUGAAUUGAAUGAAGUAUGAUAGAUGAUAA
Molecule: messenger RNA, 2487 nt
Organism: Myxozyma melibiosi
Lineage: Eukaryota; Fungi; Ascomycota; Lipomycetes; Lipomycetales; Lipomycetaceae
Product: putative nitrogen assimilation transcription factor nit-4
Exons: 3
Coding region: 151-2379 (742 amino acids)
Biological process (GO): DNA-templated transcription; regulation of DNA-templated transcription
Molecular function (GO): DNA binding; DNA-binding transcription factor activity, RNA polymerase II-specific; zinc ion binding
Source: RefSeq, a predicted model, not a curated record